GGGGGAGGAGCGGAGCUGGCGCGCGCCCCUGGAAAGUUCUGAGACGAAGCCGGGCGCCCCGUGCGCUCCCAGAACGGGCGGCUGCGCCUUUCUUUCUCAGCCGUCAGGUCGCGGGCUGCUCCCCGGUCACAGAGCGGGCGGGCAAGCCGGCAAAGCGGAGGGCGGCGCCGGCCGUGGGAACGGCGGCGUGCGGCCGGGGCUGGGGGGAGGCGAUCGAGCCUCUCGGCUGCGAGCCAGCUCGGGAGUGGAGGUUCUGGAUCCCGGGAGGCGUGAGGACCGCGGGAUGGAGCCUGGGUCGGACGCUCGGGGCCCGCGGCUCCGGUCCCGUCGCGCUUUCGUCCCUUCUGGGUGACCUCAACCCCUUUAUACCGACCCCACCUCUCAGGCGCCGCGAGUACCGCCCCGUGGGGGAGGGGAAGAGGCGGUGACACCGCGCGCGCGGGUUGGGCCGUCGCGGCCGCCGUAGUCCACCCGCGGAAACGCCGUACCGGGGCGGAGACGCCGAGACCGAGAGGUCCUGGCUUGCGCCUGCGGCGGACAUCAGUGAGCGGGAUCGCGGGCUGCCCGCGGAGCCGCCGCCGUCAUGGCCGACUACUGGAAGUCACAACCAAAGAAAUUCUGUGAUUACUGCAAGUGCUGGAUAGCAGACAAUAGGCCUAGUGUUGAGUUCCAUGAAAGAGGAAAGAAUCACAAGGAAAAUGUGGCCAGGAGGAUCAGUGAGAUUAAGCAGAAAAGCUUGGAUAAGGCAAAGGAAGAAGAAAAGGCAUCCAAGGAGUUUGCUGCCAUGGAGGCAGCCGCCCUGAAGGCAUACCAAGAGGAUCUGAAAAGGCUCGGCUUACCCUCAGACAUUCCAGAGCCAACUGUAUCCCCAGUCAUCAGCACUGUCCAACCCACCCCUACGUCACAUCAACAGAAAGAGAAGAGAAAGAAGAAGAAAAAGAAAGAAGCUUCAAAGGGUAGAUGGGUGGAAGGCGUGACAGCCGACGGCCACUGUUACUAUUAUGAUCUCAUCACAGGAGCAUCUCAAUGGGAGAAGCCAGAAGGAUUUCAAGGGAAUUUGAAAAAGACAGCAGCAGAGGCCGUUUGGGUAGAAGGCCUAAGUGAGGACGGUUACGCCUAUUAUUAUAACACAGAGACAGGAGAAUCCAAAUGGGAAAAGCCUGAUGAUUUCAUUCCACAUGGUGGGGAUGUGCUUUCUAGUAAGGACAGUGAAAAGUUACCCGACACUCUAGAAGACUCCAAAUCAUCCGAGUCUCACAGCGAUUCUGAAGGGGAACAGAAGAAAGCUGGAGAGGCCUCGACAGAGACGAAGAAGCUGAUCAUCAGGUUUAAGGAAAAAAAUAAAAGUACUGAGAAAAGAAUUGGCCCAGAAAUACAAAAAGAAAAAAGUACUCCAAAACAGAAUCCAUCAAAUACAAAUGAAGAAAAACCCAAAACUCUUAAGAAAUCGACAAACCCUUAUGGGGAAUGGCAAGAAAUUAAACAAGAGGCUGAGUCUCAAGAAGAAGUCGAUUUGGAACUUCCAAGCACUGAAGGUGAAUGUCUAUCAACUUCAGAAGCUGGCGUUGGGGAAAUCAAAGUGGUAUUUAAAGAGAAAACAGUUUCUUCUCUGGGAGUUGCAGCAGAUGGAGUGGCCCCGGUCUUCAAAAAGAGAAGACUUGAAAAUGGAAAAUCUCGAAACUUAAGACAGCGAGGUGACGAUGAGUGACUGUGAAUAUGGACGGAAGGCGUGUCCUUUCCAAGCUGCUCUGUGAAGCUGUGGAGAGGAGGCGUGUCCUUUCCAAGCUCCUGUGCUUUGAAUACUGUAGUGCUGCAGUUUACAUUUAUGCUAAAUAUAUUUUAUGUGAAUCAAAAUAAAUCUUUUUUCAUGUGAAAUUUAUUUUUGUUCCUUAAGUGGUAGCCUACCACAUUGCAUUGUAAUACAGUGUAUUAUGUUCAAUGUCUAAAAUUGCUAAUUAUAUAAUAAUUUAAGAUGCUAUGUAUCUGUUAUUUAAAACAUGGGGAAGACCUUUGCUCUGUUCUUACUUAUAAACAUAUUUAUUCUGCAUUGAAAAUGCAUUAUUUCCAUAUGCUGAAAUUAACUUGUUACCUGAGAAGAAAGAAAUCAGACACCGAUGUGCACAGCCCAAGACAAUGUGGUUUUGACAGUCCUUUCUGAAGCCUGGAUGUAGAAAACUGCAGAUCAGCUUGUCUUACUCCAUUUAGGACGGAAGACCAGGAGAAGGAUGCACCUGAGCACUGAAGUGCAGAGUGACUGCUGGACCAAGGGUUGAAACCUGUGCUUGCCCCAGGUCAGCUUACAGCUGUAGUAUCUCACAACCAUUUUAACAUGGGGCCAAGCCUUGGGGGACUAGAGAUAGGAGGGCAGCCUCUGCCCUACCAUUGGUUACAUUCUGGCAUAGCCCUUUCCCAGUCUGGCGAGCUUUUCAUAGCCCUGGAUCCAUUGGAAGGUUUAUCUAAGUUAACCUCAGAAGGCUUGAACUGAAAUAGGUUGCAUUGUCCACUUAGAUGUUCCCCAUUUCCUGGUUCCAUUUCUUCAAGUAGAAGUUUCAUUUCUACUUGAAGUACUUCCCUUUAUUACUUUUGAAUAUUUUUAAUCAUUUCUCUUAAGUUGUACAGUACCUUUUGGUAGCAAAUAUGUCUUUUUACAAUUGUUAGUGUACAUGUAAAAAUAGCUUAUUAAAAACCAUAAAGUAAA
This is a messenger RNA of Mus caroli (Ryukyu mouse), 2698 nucleotides long. RefSeq names its product WW domain binding protein 4 (gene Wbp4). The record is from RefSeq and is a predicted model, not a curated record. Gene Ontology annotation, cellular component: precatalytic spliceosome; nucleus. NCBI's taxonomy places the organism in Eukaryota, Metazoa, Chordata, Mammalia, Rodentia, Muridae. Gene Ontology annotation, molecular function: RNA binding; protein binding; zinc ion binding. Gene Ontology annotation, biological process: mRNA splicing, via spliceosome.